UGUAUUGUCGUCACUUCUUCAGGUGGUUUCAGAGAAGGCUGUGUUGCUGCCAUCAGCUGUCAUUGGGAAGAACGUUGUUACAGAUUUCGGUGGAUCGAUAUUGCUACAUCCUUGCUGGGUACGAGACACCAGGAAUUGUCUGCUGUCUAACCUGGUACAAUGGACUACAGCGGCGAAGAAGAACACUGCAGAAAGCAUGUCACUGCUAUGUGGUUCAGGCAUGGUCUUCGUUUCCAUGACAACCCCACAUUGAUCAAAGCUCUCAAGACAACCAAAACGUUUUAUCCUAUCUUUAUAUUUGAUGGGAAAGUGGCUGGUACGUCCCUCAUUGCUUAUCCCCGGAUGACCUUCCUGUUGGAGUGUCUUCAUGACCUUGACCAGACCUGUAAGAAGUACGGCUCUCGGCUCUAUGUCUUUCAAGGUUCACCUGUUGAAGUGUUCUCCCAAAUAAAAAAGGACUGGGGUAUUACCCAGAUUGCAUUUGAACAGGAUACUGAGCCUAUUUGGUUUGAACGAGACAAGACUGUGAAAGAUUUCUGUGAGGAAAGCCACAUUGAAUAUGUUGAAGAGAUUGGCCAUACAUUAUGGGACCCGCGAGAAGUGAUUGAGCUGAACAAGGGCAGUCCCCCUGUGACCUAUGGCCUGUUCAACCAGGUGACAUCCAUCCUGGGACCCCCUCCCAGACCAGUUGCGGACCCAGAUUUCACUGGGAUCAACCUCCCUGUGACUCCAGACCAUGAUCAAUUCCGUAUCCCGACUGGGGAAGAACUAGGUGUGAAGAAGGAGAAUGAUGUCCUGGAGUGCCAGAAGCAGUACAUAGGAGGGGAGACACAGGCCUUGAAGCUCCUGGCAGGCAGAAUCCCUGUGGAGGAGAAGGCUUUCAAAAUGGGCUUCGUCAUGCCGAACCAGGCCCGGCCCAACAUCGUUGACCCACCUCUCAGCAUGAGUCCUCAUCUGCGGUACGGAUGCCUCUCGGUCCGUAAAUUCUUCUGGGAGAUACGAGAUGCUCAUUUCAGAGUGUGCCCCAAUAAGCCACUGCCAGAAGGUGCGACCUCCCAGCUGAUCUGGCGGGAGUAUUUCUACACCAUGUCCGUCAACAACAUCGCCUACGACACUAUGAAGGAGAACCCCAUCUGUCUGAACAUACCAUGGAAAAAAGACCCAGAGAUGUUCAAUACAUGGGAAAAGGGUAUGACUGGCUUUCCCUGGAUUGAUGCCUGUAUGAGGCAGCUGCGGAGUGAGGGCUGGAUCCACCACGUGUGCCGCCACGCCGUCGCCUGCUUCCUCACUAGAGGUGACCUGUGGAUCAGCUGGGAGGAAGGACUUCGGACAUUUUUGACCUAUCUCCUUGAUGCUGAUUGGUCAGUGUGUGCAGGAAACUGGAUGUGGGUAUCCAGCUCUGCAUUUGAACGUAUUCUGCAGUGCUCCAAGUGCUUUUGUCCAGUUGGUUACGGCCGCCGUAUUGACCCAUCAGGAGAAUUUGUCAGACGCUACAUCCCUGAGUUGAAGGACAUGCCCCUUGUGUUUCUGUACGAGCCGUGGAAGGCCCCUCUGGAAACUCAGCAGAAGGCCAACUGUGUGAUUGGGAAAGAUUACCCAAAGCCUAUGGUUGACCAUCGCAAGGUGUCCAAGGAGAACAAGGAAAUGAUGGAUGGAGUCAUGCAUUUCCUCAAGGACAAGAAAAUUUCUCAUUGUGCGCCAACCAACAUCGAGGAAGUCAAGUCGUUUGUCUGGGUCCCACAGCAUACUUUCUGUGAGAUGGAAACCGACCUGAAGAAGCUCUAAACCUCCUCAUCCACUACCUGCAGAUGACACAUUACAACCAACACAGAGGAAGUGAAAAUGUUUGUCUGGGUCCCAUAACAUACUUCCCGUGAGAUGAACACGACCACACGAAUCUUCAAACCUCCUCAUCCACUACCUGCAGACGACACAGUACAACAAACAAAGCAGUUUAAUUUUGGCUGAAAUAUUGCUGAAAGAGCCAUAAGCCCUUUCAUACUCACCGAUAAUGAUACUUUUAUGUCAGGUUUAAAAAUUCCAUGUAUUACAGUGCCAAUGGCAUGGUUGGAAUCAUGAUGGCACGUUUUAUGAUUUCACUACAAGCACACUUAAAAAUUUGUUUAUUGUUUAUUUGUUUAUCAUGCGAAGACAUUUAUUAAUGUACUUUCACACAAGUACACUGGACAAACACAUGGAAAUUGAUAAACAUAUGAACACGUUAAUGAACAGAAUGUCGAAUAAACUUCUCUCUCAAAAGUACUGUUGUCUCUCCUAACAGGUUUGUUGUCUCUCCCAACAGUUCUGAUUCUCUCCCAACAGUUCUGUUUCUCUCCCAACAGUUCUGUUGUCCCUCUGAACAGUUCUGUUGUCCCUCUGAACAGUUCUGUUGUCUCUCUCAACAGUUCUGUGCCUCUCAAAAGUUCUGUUGUCCCUCUCAAAAGUUCUGUUGUCUCUCUCAACAGUUCUUUUGUCCCUCUCAAAAGUUCUGUUGUCUCUCUCAACAGUUCUGUUGUCCCCUCUCAAAAGUUCUGUUGUCUCUCUCAAAAGUUCUGUUGUCUCUCUCAACAGUUCUGUUGUCCCUCUCAAAAGUUCUGUUGUCCCUCUCAACAGUUCUGUUGUCUCUCUCAACAGUUCUGUUGUCCCUUUCAAAAGUUCUGUUGUCCCUCUCAAAAGUUCUGUUGUCCCUCACAGCAGUUCUGUUGUCUCUCUCAACAGUUCUGUUGUCCCUCUCAAAAGUUCAGUUAUCUCUCAACAGUUAGGUUGUCUCUCAACAGUUUGGUUGUCUGUCCUAACAGUUCUGUU
Haliotis rufescens (red abalone) is the source of this 2805-nucleotide messenger RNA. RefSeq names its product cryptochrome-1-like. Gene Ontology annotation, molecular function: FAD binding; DNA binding. Gene Ontology annotation, biological process: circadian regulation of gene expression; entrainment of circadian clock by photoperiod. NCBI's taxonomy places the organism in Eukaryota, Metazoa, Mollusca, Gastropoda, Lepetellida, Haliotidae. Gene Ontology annotation, cellular component: nucleus; cytoplasm. The record is from RefSeq and is a predicted model, not a curated record. The transcript has 12 exons. Bases 160 to 1785 code for a protein of 541 amino acids.